GAUUUAACAGAGACCACAAAUAAUAUUUAUGAUGGUAAAGUACCAGGCCACUGGAUCUCAAUUUCAUGGACAUCCUCGGCAAUAGGUUUUUGGUUUGAAGAAUGUUUAAAACGUCACAAGCAAAUCGAUUCAUGGAUUUUCACCAAGAAGCCGAUCAUAUUUUGGAUGACUGGGUUUUUCAAUCCACAAGGGUUUUUAACAUCAAUGAAACAGGAAAUCUCAAGGGCUCACAAUGGUUGGACUUUAGAUAAUAUAGCACUCGAAAAUGAAGUCACCGUUUACACAAAAUAUGAUAUUCAAAAAGGACCAUUAGUGAAUACCUACCUAAAUAUUGCAAUUCGUGUGAAAUAAUAAAAAUACUAACAUUUAACCUUUUCUUGUAAAUUACAGGAAGGAGUCUUUUGUUAUGGAUUGUUUCUUGACGGAGCAGGUUGGAAUAAACGGCAAAAAGAAUUACAAGAAGCAAUUCGUAAAGUGAUCUAUACAGAAAUGCCUGUAAUCCAUAUAUAUGCUGUAAAUUCCGUCGAAACCAAACCCUUGCCUGGGUAUCGUUGCCCAUUAUAUAGAAAACCGAGAAGAACAGGUUUAACGUACAUAAGUGAAUUGCGGCUUGAAACUCCACAAGGAAUAUCACCCAAUGAGUGGGUAUUAAGAGGCGUGGCACUGCUUUGCGAUAUAAAAUAA
Messenger RNA from Cinara cedri, 684 nucleotides. NCBI's taxonomy places the organism in Eukaryota, Metazoa, Arthropoda, Insecta, Hemiptera, Aphididae. The record is from the annotation of a GenBank genome assembly.